This is a messenger RNA of Lodderomyces elongisporus, 1629 nucleotides long. RefSeq lists its product as uncharacterized. The record is from RefSeq and is a predicted model, not a curated record. Lineage: Eukaryota; Fungi; Ascomycota; Pichiomycetes; Serinales; Debaryomycetaceae. Gene Ontology annotation, cellular component: fungal-type vacuole membrane. The transcript has a single exon. The coding region runs from base 1 to 1629 and encodes 542 amino acids.
AUGAGAAAGGAUCAAAACUUACCAUCCUUGUCUAUAAGGAUUAUCCAAAUAUCAUGCGCCAUAGCCUGGUGCUUGAUGGCUGCAGGUCCAGUGUUUGGUUUCGCAGCUUUGAAACCUAUUUUAAUCUCGCAAAAAGUCUACGAGUCUCGAUGCGACUUGAAGGCAAAAACUAUUGGUGAUGUUGAGUGUGUUGAGCAAGAUCUUGCAUUAAACAAUCUAUUUACCGUGGCAUGCAUGGUGACAAAUAUCAGUGCAUUACCUGUGGGUUCAGUAUUAGAUUCAUAUGGUCCCAAAGUAACAGGUAUCAUUGGCUCCAUAAUCCUUGCUUUGGGGUCGUUGAGUUUGAAAUUCGCUUCCCAAUUACAAUUAAUUGAUGGGUAUUUGACCGGAUACACCUUGUUAGCUUUAGGAGGACCAUUUGUGUUUAUAAGUUGUUUCCAAUUGGCCAAUAGCUUCCCUAGAAACUCAGGUUUGAUCUUGGCUUUACUCACGGGAGCCUUUGACUCUUCAUCGGCAUUAUUCCUAUUCUACAGAUUAUACUACUUCACAGUGGAGAAAUUGUCCUUGAGCAGUUUUUUUACUUGGUACUUGGCAGUGCCAAUAUUCAUCCUUGCUUGCCAAUUGUUUGUAAUGCCCAGAGACUCUUAUAAAACAGUGGGGACCUUGGCAAAGAUUGCGGAGACUGGAAUUGACGAGACUGGUUUGCCAUUGAACUCGGAUUUGUUAACACCCGCAGAUGCUGCAAACACUGGUGUUAACUCCAACGCUAAUACUGCUGCUACCGGAGAGCCAUACUACCAACCCACCAUUUCAGAAACAACUGCAUUGCUCAUGCGCAGACCAUCAGUAGGCGCAUCGAGAAGAGAAUCAACAGCAUCAAGAGCAUCGUAUACUUCAGUAAAGUCAUCAUACGAACAAGAAGCGGAUAGCAAACUAGUACAUACUACUGGUGGAGUUUUUGGAAUCUUACACGGUUCCUCUAUCUCUGCGCAAUUGAAAUCACCAUGGUUUCUUUUGAUGACCUUGUUCACUACGAUUCAAAUGUUGAGAAUCAAUUUUUUUGUUGCCACUAUCAAAGCUCAGGAGACAUACCUCUAUGGCGGCGAUGAAGCUAUUGCAACAACUAUAAAUCACUUUUUCGACUUGGCGUUACCUUUAGGAGGUAUACUUUCGAUCCCAUUUAUAGGACUAAUCCUCGAUAAUUUGACAACUUUAACAGUUCUUUACAUAUUGACGGGCUUAUCGUUGUUCAUUGGUGUUAUGGGUCUUUUAAGUUGGUUACCUGGGACAUACGCAGGUAUAUUGGUGCUUGUUGUUUAUAGACCUUUUUACUAUACUGCGGUCUCCGACUUUUGUGCCAAGGUGUUUGGAUACGACAAUUUUGGUACUAUUUACGGUACUAUCAUUGCCUUUAGUGGUGUGUGCAAUAUUUUGCAACAAGUUAUGGAUAAGAUAAUGCACGAAUAUUUGCACAUGAACCCAAACCCAAUCAACACGACACUUGUGGCAUUGACUGCGUUGUUUGGCUUCAUACUAAUUGCAUUUGUCAAAUCUCAGGAAAAAGAAAUCAAGAGGAGAAGUUUGGAAAUGGAAGCAGAAGAUGCAACGUAUGCCUCUAUGCCUAGUUAG